This is a messenger RNA of Pseudopipra pipra, 5535 nucleotides long. RefSeq names its product phosphotriesterase related (gene PTER). The transcript is spliced from 6 exons. NCBI's taxonomy places the organism in Eukaryota, Metazoa, Chordata, Aves, Passeriformes, Pipridae. Gene Ontology annotation, biological process: catabolic process. The record is from RefSeq and is a predicted model, not a curated record. Gene Ontology annotation, molecular function: zinc ion binding; hydrolase activity, acting on ester bonds. Bases 3532 to 4470 code for a protein of 312 amino acids.
GGAACUCAGACGAACCUAGCAAGUAUUUGAAUGUAUAUAUGAUCUCUAAGAUACUUGUAAAAAUAAUUAUUCUUUUUAGGUGUCUGUUGUUAGGGAUGGUAUCUUCUGUAUGCUAGAGGCUUGUCAUAGCUGUUGAACGAAACAAAUUUUUAGCUAGAGGUCACUUGCAUUUGGGAAAUUUUGUUUUACUUGUUUGGAAUUCCCUUCUGCUUUGUGUUAAAUACAUUAUUCAAUGUUCUCUGUUGUCAUAUGUUCUGUAGUGUUUAAAGGUUGUUGCCUUCUUUCUGCUGGAGGCUGUUUCAGUGAUGGGUGAAGUGAUGCUUCUAAUAGGUAGUUUUGUAUCAUUUUGUCAGGUACUUUGGGAUUGUUUUAUGAAAGAGUACAUAAAUGUCAUUUAUUAUUAUGAAUGCCUCUCAUGGUUUGGAAUUUAACAGACAUAAUAUUUGCCAUUAUGUCACCAUCGUCACAUUCAUUUUUGUGGUUGUAAUCAAAGAUGGCAAUAAUGGCAUUCAGAUGCUUAAUUAUAUUUUAUGUAGGUGACCAGUUCUAACUUAUUAAAUUAAUGCAUGGUGGAGCAGGAACAAGUGUCACUGCUUCCCUCUGUGGUUAGGGAGCCAUCAGCUUGCUUCUCACACAUAAAAAUCAGUAUAUAGUGAAGCAUAUGGCACCAGUGAGUUCUGUGUUUAUUAAAGGACUAUUUCUCUGAACAUUCUGUGAAUUUUGUUCCUUAUUUCACUUGAUGUAGAUCUAAAAUGUUUUUCCCACCUUUCAAAACUUGAAAUACUGAACAAGCUGAAACGAAGACUUCUUAAGGUUCAUGAAAACAGUGAGACUUCUACUUUCAUCAGACUGGCCACCUGUCUGGUAGGGGGAGAAUAGAAAUCUGUCUAAACUGUGGAAACCUAAGGUUCAAGUCCCUAGUUUGAUUCAGAGUAGUUUUGAACAUUUUUACAUUUUCUGUAUUUCUGGAUAACUGGAUUGCUAGCUAUGUUGGAAAGAGAAGGGAGUGUCCCAUCUCCCUAGUUCUAAGUUACAUCUUCUCAAAACUGGUAGGGUAGGUUUUCUUCUUUAAUGUCAUUUUCUGAUCACAAAUUAGAAAGCUUCCUCAGAAUUUUCUAAGGAGUGGCCAUGUCUUUGGUCUGAUAGUAAUAUAUACGUGGAUAAUAAUCCAAGAAAAGCAUUUUAUCCUAGCAACAGAUGGGAUAUUUUUUACAAGUAUUUAACUACUUGGAGAAGAUGGAAGCAAGAAGAAAGGCCACCACCAUCAUCCCUCAUAUGACAGCUUCAAGUAAAUCACAAUUUUUAACUUGGAUGUCAGAGACCUGUAGAAUCACUCUUCUCAAAGACACUCUGAAGCCCUAGUUUUGUUGAGCCAAAGCCACAGGGUUUUUCCUGAACUAAUUUCUGUGGAGGAGGGGGGACCAAAGAAGAAUGGUACUGCUGAACUACUCUCCCUUUUUCUGCUUUUUCAGCAUCUUACCUCAAAGUGUAAAAGGAGAAUUGUUUUAUCCUACAGUUGUCUUUGCCUUGUCCAUUGUCACUGCAGUGAGGAUUAUUCACCCAAUGAAAGGAAUUUGACUCUUUUCCUUGCUGUGAUUUGUGUACCUUCUGGCUGUUGGGUCAUUUUCAGAUGGGUCUGGAAAUGUUCGACUGGUUUUAAUGCUUGAACUCUGGUGGUUUGUAAAGUUCAUUGCAGGACUUUGUUCUUGGUUAUUCACUUUAGACUGGGUAGCAAGGAUUUUUUAAUUGUGUGUGUUGGUUGUUCCUGCUAUUCCACUGCUGUACCCCGUUGGGGGUAAGAACUUAAAAACAACAGGAGUUGUGCAAGCAACAGGUUGUUGACUUUGACCACUGACAAAGCAUGCAGACUCUGUAAAGGCAGUCUCUUAAGUUAAAAGAUACUCAUUAAGUUACACACAUCACCUUUACAUUUUCCCUUGACUUACAUUAACUUUUCUUUUGUGGGCUAGUUUCUUGUUGGAGCAGAAGCAGACCUUGAGAAGGGUGUUUAGGUUCCAUUUCCUUACGCAGCCAUAAAGAACAAUAGCAGUAGAAACUCUGAGGCUUUUCUGAGGAUGUUUUUUUUCCAGUAGGUCUUCAGAUUGGUUGCAAGUUUUGUGAUGUAGUUGUUUGCAGUAGUGGGACGUUGAAUUUAGUUCUGCGCAUCUAAGCUUGUCACUCACUAGUAAAGAAGAUGGUUUUCUGAAAGUCUCUGCUUAUCUCAGUUGCUGCAAUCUGCAGUAUUGAAUGAAACACUGAACUCAAUCCCCAUGCUCUUUUCCACCUUCACAGGUCUCAGUGGAUCAGUGACUGGUAUGUUCUGUUGCAAAGCUGACCUUGAGGUUCAUUCAUAUGAAUUUGCUAGCUAGUAAUGUCCAGUCUUGAUCAGGAGGUAGUAAUGCACAUCAGUCAUCCAUUGCUUAGAGAUUUGUGUGGUGAGAAGGGUGAUACCUGUUCUUUGGUGUCUUAGACCUCCAUCCCUUUUCUCCUUAUUUCUGCAUGUUAAGAUCAUAGAGUGAUUUUAUGUGGCUCUUGGUGAUAGGGCUGUACAACUGAAUGAUAAUGCUCCACCCAACAUGCUUACUGAAAUGUUUAAGCUCACAUGAAAAUCUGUGUAUGUGACCUUAAGUAGAGACUAAACUAAUGAAAGUCAAUGAGAAUAACAGCAAGAGUAGUGUUUGAUGUAUACUGGUUUCAAAUUUGAAAUUUAGAGGGAAUGAAGACUGGAUAUCCAUUUCUGAAAAGCACAGGCUUUUUCCUACUUCCUGUUGUCCUAGCAGGAAAGAGCAUAUGUGCUUGUAGCCCAGAACCCACGAGAAGCAAAUAUGAUUCCAUUUAGUCUUAAGAAUACAAAUGUAUGUAUCAACAUGCAGGACACAGCCCAUAUUUGCAUAUAGCAUAAUGUGACUUCAGUUCUGAUUUUUGGCCUAAAAACACUAUGUGUGCAUGUAAAAUAUAAUUAAUGUAAUGUUUGACCCUGGAGGAGAAUUUUUAUCUGACCUUUUAUUGAGAGUAAUUUUGGAAGCUGCCCAAAAUGUAAAAUCCCCUGAAGUUCUUCUAAAGGAGAUGUUAAUGAAAAAACACUUACGGGUAUGCUGGUCUCUCUGAGGAAGAGAAACUUCAAUGUGACUUUGCUCAGAGAAGCCUAGAUUUUGAGACUGUUAUCUGCACAGAAAUAAGGUAAAAUAGAAGUCUGACUGUUCUAGUCACAACAGCUAAACUUUAACCAAAUUGAAAAAUUGCUCAUAGUACAAAGUGGCUUAGAUUCUGCUUCUUUGGGCAAAUCACUAUUGGCAUACAUGGUCAUAUACUGAGCAUAUGUGCUUGCUUUGAUCCAAAGGUUUGGCCUCUGUACUGCGAGGUCAGUAUGAGGGGCUGCACUUGUUCUGGUGUGGCAGUUCAAAUGUAAGGAAGCAAUCUGGUUUUUAUAUGUGACCCUCAGACCGGGUGAAGCUGGAAGGUCUGUCUGUCUGCCACUAACUGAGCCACGAAGGGAAUACACAAGCAUCUGGAGGACAGAAGCCUUGGUCUAUGCAGGAGCACCUUGGCCAAGAGCCUUUGUCUGAUGGGCCCAUUGAGAUGAAGAACUUGUUUUGGAUUAAGCAAAAUCCCUACAGCCAUAAAGAAAACCUUCUUUUGUAUCAGGAAACAGAUGCUGUGAAGGAGGAGCUGUUGCAUUUCAAAGCAGCAGGUGGUGGGACUAUUGUGGAAAACACAACUACAGGAAUUGGUCGGGAUAUGAAUACUUUGAAGAAACUUGCUGAAGAAACUGGAGUUCAUAUUAUUGCUGGUGCUGGGUUUUAUGUAGGUUCCACUCAUUCUUCUCAAACACAGGCCAUGACAGUGGAGCAGCUGACAAACAUUAUUGUUGAUGAGAUGCUCAAAGGAGCAGAUGGGACUAACAUCAAGUGUGGUGUGGUGGGAGAAAUAGGUUGCUCCUGGCCUUUGACUCAGAGUGAACACCGUGUGCUCCAGGCAACAGCACAGGCUCAGUCACAGCUUGGAUGCCCUGUUAUCAUCCAUCCUGGCAGGAGCAGCGACUCGCCUUUCCAGAUUGUCCGCAUUCUGCAGGAAGCUGGGGCUGAUGCUUCAAAGACGGUCAUGUCUCACCUGGACAGGACCAUAUUUGAUACAAAGAAACUUCUGGAAUUUGCUAAACUUGGAUGCUAUUUAGAGUAUGACCUAUUUGGUACAGAAUUUCUUCACUACCAGUUCCAUCCUGAUAUUGACAUGCCGAGCGACAAUGAAAGAAUUGCAAGGAUUCGUACACUGAUUGAUGAAGGCUAUGAAGACAGAAUUCUGAUGGCUCAUGAUGUGCACACCAAGAACAGGUUGAUGAAAUAUGGAGGUCAUGGAUAUUCACAUAUCUUUGAAAAUAUAGUUCCUAAAAUGCUAAUUAGAGGCAUAUCCCAAGAUAAAAUUGAUAAAAUACUCCUAGCAAAUCCAAAGCGGUGGUUGACUUUUAAGUAGGAAUAAUGAAUAAUUAUUCCUAUUCUGUAGAGAAGCUUGAUAAAAUUCAAAUUUCUUUCCAGAGAGCAGUCAUUUUAAAAUUUGGUUCUUUUCAGAGAAACUGAAAAUUAUUAAGGAGAUGCAAACAAACUGAUUAUAAAUUUCCUUUUUAAUUAGAACAUCAAAAUUGAGUACUGUCUCUGCAUCUUCUCCCUUCUGGAAAUUUGUUCAUGAGUGAUUUACUGAAUAUGAGCCUACCCCAAAAUCUUUUCCACAGAAAUUUUAAAAUAAUUGUUUCAAGAGUGUAAUCUAAUACUAUUAUUGAAUGUUACCCCAAACUACUUUUGAAGAUGCACCACCUGGACUUUGAAAGAAAUUAUGGUUUUCAGUUAAAUUUCCUGUCUCUGGGGGCUGAUUUUAAUCUUUGUAAGACUGACAAUCGUCUCAUUAUCCUUGUAUUCUUUGAGUAAUGCUUGAUGAAAGGUCUGUAACUUUUAAAUAGCUUCUGUAGACAACACAAGGCAAAAGAAAUCUCAAAUCUAAAAAGGUAAUUUUUUUUAUAAUUUAACAAUUUACUUAAUUUUAACUGAAAGUGUAAAAAAUACAUGGAAAAAUAUAUUUUUGAAUAAAGCAAUUUGAUGAUCUCUUAAACUACGUGCAGUAUUAUUACAGAUGUCUUUUUUUAAUCACAUUUUUUUUAUCAUGAACUUUUGGAAUCUCACAGUGACCAUGUAAAACUUGACACAGACCAGCUUCUUUUUGUAAAGAUGCAACACCAGAAGUCAAAAUAUAUUACAUAAUACAGUUUUAAUGAGUUCUAAUAGUUAUAACAAAGGUUGUGAUAUAAGUCUUUACAAAUCAGUAUAUCAAGAUAUGAUGAAAAAGGAAGAAAUGUUUGCCUUAUAUGUGAUUUUUACAUAAAGCGUGUUCUUUGCUCUUGUCUAACUUUAACCAGGGCAUGUGAUCUAUUCAAAAAAUGGUGUUAUCCAGUAGCAGUGGGAGCCUGAUUUCAAAAGCUUCUUCAAAUUUGACCAUAUACAUCUUGUAGUAUUGAGCCUUUCCAAUAAACACCUUAGUAAAUACGCA